Molecule: messenger RNA, 4896 nt
Organism: Mixia osmundae IAM 14324
Lineage: Eukaryota; Fungi; Basidiomycota; Mixiomycetes; Mixiales; Mixiaceae
Exons: 7
Coding region: 1-4896 (1631 amino acids)
Biological process (GO): phospholipid translocation
Cellular component (GO): plasma membrane
Molecular function (GO): ATP binding; magnesium ion binding; ATPase-coupled intramembrane lipid carrier activity
Source: RefSeq, a predicted model, not a curated record
AUGGGAAUCUUUGACCGCAACACAAACACAACGCAUCACAAUCACAGAGACGAGCUUGCCCGACGGUCCUCCAAUUUCGGCGGCUCAUCUCAGCAAGCCGGCAUGACGCCCUUGCGCUCGAGAGACGAAGAAGAUGGCCAGCUGCCUCGUCACAGCACCAUGCAGGCCUCCCACUCGGGAGCUCGUAUGGUCCCUAUCUCUGAGAGUCGAAGCAAAAGCAAGAUCAGACAACGCUUCGACAAGAUGACCGACUUUGACUUGCUGGCCAUGUUCGAGCCCAAGCGCAAGCCCGGCCGACCGAGGACAGUCCUCUUCGGCCAUCCGCUCCCGGUUCAGGCAUGGGCCCCCUCCAAAGCAGGUCAGAAGCAGAUCAAGAAGCAAGGCAUGGAUCCUCAGUCCGAUCAGCUCGAUCGCGCGGUAGGCAAAGUCCCUGCACCUGAGUGGGAGUUCAGCAGCAACCAGGUUCUGACAAGCAAAUACAACGUCCUCACAUUCAUCCCCAAGAAUCUGCUCGAACAGUUCAGAAGAGUCGCCAACAUCUUCUUCUUGAUCCUCGUCAUCUUGCAAUUCUUCCCUAGAUUCUCCAAUGUCUCGCCCGCCCUCGCUGCACUGCCGCUCAUCGUCGUCUUGGCACUCGCUGCUGUCAAAGACGCAUACGAGGAUGUCCAAAGGCACCGCUCGGAUCGCACUAUCAACAAUCUUACCAUCAAGACCCUCAAGGGCCCUGGCUUCCACAAUGUGAACAUCACCGAGGAGAAACGCAAGGCAGUCUCGCUCGUCACGCUCUUUCCCUUCCUUUCUGGCUUCCAUAUCGGCACGAAGCACGAUGUCAAAAAGGCAGCAGAAGAAAGUGAACGGCAGCGCCUGGCAGAAGAGGCCGAGCUGAAGCAGAUUAGCGAGAAACACCACAAGGAUCAUACGAGGAACUUCUGGGGCAGGAAGAAGCGCAGAGUUAGUAAAAUGCCCGCGCCUGCGUAUGACGAGACGGACCCCUCGGUGGACCCAGAAAAGCAGUACGCCUCCCCGCCUAUCGAUGCUCCAGGCGGUGGCAACCUCCAGUCUGCGACAGGCAAGCGAGCUGAGGAGGCCGGCGUGAUUGAGCCAGACUAUUCAGAAUCUCCACUUGGCGAAAUUGACAACGAGGCAUCAAAAGCUUCGUCCGGCGAUGGUACAGGCUGGACCAAUCAGACUUGGGAAAACCUGCGGGUAGGCGACUUUGUCCUUUUGAGGAACGACGACAGCAUACCAGCCGAUAUUGUCAUCUGCGCCACUUCCGAGGAGGAAAAUGUCUGCUACGUUGAGACCAAGAAUCUGGAUGGCGAAACCAACCUCAAAUCUCGAUCGGCGAUUCCGGAGCUAUCUCACCUUCGUACUGCCAAAGAGUGUGCAAGAGCUCGCUUCAUUAUGCACGGAGACGUCGCCGACAACAACAUGUUCAAAUUGUCCGCAGCUAUCGAACUCCUUGACGGGCCCAAGGCUCAUGACGGCGCAAAUCUUCGGGCCCCCAUCACGCUUAAUACCACUUUGCUCCGUGGCUGCGUGCUUCGCAACACAGAUUGGGUCAUCGGCGUCGUGCUCUUCACUGGCUCGGAUACGAAGAUCGUUCUCAAUUCUGGUGGCACACCUUCAAAGCGAUCAAAGAUCGAGAGACUCAUGAAUCCUAUGGUCUUCAUCAAUCUUGGCCUACUGGCUCUCAUGUGCAUGAUGUGCGCCAUCGGCGAUCACUUCUCUGAGCAAUACUAUUACGAUCGAAACGCUUACUGGGAGUAUCGGGCUGAUCGCUCUGACGACAACCCUCGCAUCAACGGCAUUGUCUCGUUCGCCAACGCGAUGAUCACUUUCCAGAACAUUGUCCCCAUCUCGCUUUACAUCUCCAUCGAGGUUGUCAGAACUGCGCAAGCCUUCUUUAUCUGGGGCGACGACGAGAUCACCUAUAAGCCCACCCAGCGACGCACGCUUGCGCGCUCGUGGAAUCUUUCUGACGAUCUUGGUCAAAUUGAAUAUGUUUUCUCUGACAAGACGGGUACACUGACACAGAAUCAAAUGCAAUUCAGGGAAUGCUCUGUCGGUGGCGUCAUAUACCGAAGCGACCAGCCUGCUUCCGACGGCUCAUCUCAUGAGAAGGGCGGCAAGGCAUCCACACUAGGCUCAGAUCGAUCAGACUCUGACACGGACGUCAAGCAUUCGCCCACUACGUCUUCGCCGGAUGCCCAAGAGACUUUUGUCUGCAAGCAGAUCGGUCAAGAACUUGCUGACACAGCUUCGCCGCAAGCUCGCCGGAUAUAUGGCUUCUUCGCCAAUCUGGCGUUGUGCCACACCGUGCUAGCAUCAGAGGACGCAGAUGGCUCUAUCCAGUACAAAGCGCAAUCACCUGACGAGGCAGCUCUCGUACAAGCAGCUGCCGACGUUGGCUUCAUCUUCCGCGGACGAGACAAGAAUAUCUUGCGCAUCGAAACGCCCGGCAGUCACGAGCUCAGCGAAUUCGAAUUGCUCAAUGUGCUCGAAUUCACUAGCGCCCGCAAGCGUAUGAGCGUCGUUGUUCGCAAAUUAGAUGGCGACCACAGGCUCUUCUUACUCGUCAAAGGCGCAGACAACGUUGUCUUCGAACGUCUAGCAGCCGGCAAUGAAGAGCUCAAGCGGACGACGGACCAGCACCUCGAGGUCUUUGCAUCCGAAGGCCUGCGCACGUUGACUCUUGCUUACAAAGACCUCGACGCCAAGGAAUACGAAGAUUGGGCUUCAGAGUACCACGCUGCGACCGUGGCGAUGGAUGACCGCGAAGCCAAGAUUGAGGAGGUCUCAGCAAAGAUCGAAAACAAUCUUCAAUUACUGGGCGCAACAGCUAUCGAAGACAAGCUACAAGAGGGCGUACCUGAAGCCAUUGCCGACCUGAAGCGUGCAGGUAUCAAGGUUUGGGUUGCUACAGGCGACAAGCUUGAGACAGCCAUCGCUAUCGGCAUGAGCUCCAAUUUGCUGACGCGGGACAUGAAUCUUAUUAUCGUCAAAGGCGGUGCAUACGAUGGCACGCGCAAAUCAGCAUACUAUCAGCUUCGCAAAGCACUUGUUGACUUUUUCGGCGGAAGUCAGCUUGUAGAUGACCUGCAGCAUCAACCACCAGGUCUAGAGCGCUCGAUCAGUCGUGGCUCGAAGCGGCCUGGUCAUCGGACCCAGCUCUCGCAAGCCAGCGGUAUGUCGCGCACCAGCGAAGCCGACGACGGACUGGCAGAUAUUGUUGGCAACGACAACGGUCAGCGUACAGGCGGCUACGGUCUCGUCAUUGAUGGCUCGUCUCUCACUCACGCCUUUCAAGAGGAAUUCACGAAAGAGCUAAUGCUCGAGCUGUCGACGCGAUGCCAAGCCGUGGUCUGCUGCAGAACUUCACCAUUACAGAAAGCGCUCAUCGUCAAAUUGGUGAGAGAAGGUCUCGGCGCAAUGUGUCUUGCAAUAGGCGACGGCGCCAACGACGUUUCGAUGAUCCAAGCCGCAGACGUCGGCGUCGGCGUUGCGGGCGAAGAGGGUUUACAAGCCGUCAACAGCUCGGACUACGCAAUUGGUCAAUUUGCAUAUCUCAAGCGACUCUUGCUCGUGCAUGGGCAUUGGUCAUAUAUGCGAAAUGCCAAUAUGAUCGUCAAUUUCUUCUACAAAGAAAUCAUUGGCAUUGCGAUACUAUUCUUCUUCCAGUUCUACUGCGCAUACAGCACGACAACCGUAUACGAAUACAUCUAUCUGCUUCUGUGGAACAUCAUCUGGUCGCUCCUGCCGGUGAUUGCGAUUGGCUUCUUCGAUCGCAACAUAUCUGAUCGCGUCCUCAUGGCCGUACCGGAGCUUUACCGCUACGGUCGCGAGCACACUUUCUUUGGCAUCUCCCGCUUCUGCUGGUACAUGAUCGACGGCAUCUAUCAAGGCGCUGUCAUCUACUUCUUCGUAUCGUAUACUUAUGACACAACCACAUCAAGGCAAGACGGCUACGGCACUUAUCUUUACGAAUGGAGUACCACCGCCGCCAUCGCGGCUGUCAUAGCACUCAAUAUGUACAACGGGCUCAAUACGCAUGCCUGGACUGGCUGGGUCGUCUUUGCCCUUCUUGUCGGUCCUGUGCUCGUAUUGGCUUUCACAGCAGUCUAUUCUGCUAUCUCUCCUGGCUGGAUAUCAACCGAUGUCUACGGCAACAACUCUUUCCUGUGGCCGUCGGCUUAUUUCUACUUCAGCAUACUGUUGACCGUCGUUCUGGCGCUGAUGCCACGCACACUCGUCCGGUACUAUAAGGAGAUGUACAUACCGACCGAUAUUGACAUUCUCAAAUGGGUCGGGAAAUACGAUCCAAACCAUGACUUUGAGAACGACCCACAAAUGCCCAUCACGCCUGCGCGGAAAGAGAAAGCAGAAGCUGGCUCGCCCCGCAUGUCUGCUCAGCUACCGAGGACGGGUACGCUCACUCGACAGGUCACGGACAUGUCAGGCCACAAUGCGCCCUUGCGAGGCUUCGGCUUCGACAUGGACGAUUCGACGGGCGCAGCCGCUGUCGGGCGACCUCUGCGGACGUAUACCUCGAGGACAUCAUCGAAUCUGCAAGUGCCGACGACUAGAAAUCGACGAGGAUCGAUCAGGCUCGCCGGCAUCGAUCUCGGUUUCCCUACCCUGAAGCGGGACCCCACUUCUGCAAAGAGGAGGGUCACUUGGCGCUCGCGUGCGAAUACGCGCGCAUCCAUGGCGACCAGCGAGGAUGGUCUGAGUGCGCCGAACACGCCGCGGGCGGGUGCGGAGGCGUCGCCUUCAGCAUCUCCGAACGCGCAAACGACCCUGUCACCGGCAGUGCUGGGCUCGCCUGACACGCCCACUAGGUCACCCAGCGGGCACUUUGAUGUCUUCAACCGCAGAAAGACGCCACAUUCUUGA